AGGGCGCUUUCGCCAUGCGCCGCCGCGCAGCCCCCGCCGCUGACAGCGCCCGCACAGCGCGGCGGGCGGAGCGCAGCGCAGCGCAGCGCAGCGGGGCCCCUCGGCACCGAGCCCGGCACCGAGCCCGGCACCGAGCCCCGGCACGGCCCGCCCUAAGGAUCUCCCCGGCUGCGACCCGCCGCCCCGUCCCGCUCUGCUGCUCCCUGGCUCUCUCCCUCCUUCCCUUCCCUUCCCUCCUCCUCUCUGCGCUUUCCACCUCCCCUGCUCCUGAGUGAGCGCAGCCUCGGAUGUCCGGUUUCCUGGUGGGUUUUUUACCUGGCAAACUCUGGAUAACUUUGGUGAGAAUUUGCAAAGCGGCUGGGAAAGUUGGGAACUCCCCUGCAGGCGCGUAAGGAGCUGCUGCUACCGCAUCUUCUCCAUCCCACGGAUUUUACUGCCUUGGAUAUUGCGAGGGGAGGGAGGGGGGAGAGGAAAAGAAGGAGCCUCGUAAUUUCGGCCGCAUUCCUGCGACUGCCCCGCUGCGCGGCCGCUCCGCCGUCCCCGCGCCAUGCACUUGCUGGAGGUGCUCUCCCUGAGCUGCUGCCUGGCCGCGGGCGCCGUGCUGCUGGGACCCCGGCAGCCGGCCGCUGCCGCCGCCUACGAGUCCGGCCAGGGCUACUACGAGGAGGAGCCCGACGCGGGGGAGGCGAAGGCUCAUGGAAGCAAAGACCUGGAAGAGCAGUUGAGGUCUGUGUCCAGUGUGGAUGAACUCAUGACAGUGCUUUAUCCAGAAUACUGGAAAAUGUUCAAAUGUCAGCUGAGGAGAGGAGGCUGGCAGCACAACAGGGAACACUCCAGCUUUGACACAAGAUCAGAUGAUUCCCUGAAAUUUGCUGCAGCACACUAUAAUGCAGAGAUCCUGAAAAGUAUUGAUACUGAAUGGAGAAAAACUCAGUGCAUGCCACGUGAAGUGUGUGUGGAUGUGGGAAAAGAGUUUGGAGCAACUACAAACACCUUCUUUAAACCCCCAUGUGUAUCCAUCUACAGAUGUGGAGGUUGCUGCAAUAGUGAAGGACUUCAGUGUAUGAAUAUCAGCACAAAUUACAUCAGCAAGACACUGUUUGAGAUCACGGUGCCUCUGUCCCACGGCCCCAAGCCUGUCACUGUCAGCUUUGCCAACCACACGUCCUGCCGCUGCAUGUCCAAGCUGGAUGUCUACAGACAGGUCCACUCCAUCAUAAGGCGGUCCUUGCCAGCAGCACCAACCCAGUGUCAUGUGGCAAACAAGACCUGUCCGAAAAAUCAUAUUUGGAAUAAUCAAAUUUGCAGAUGUUUGUCACAGCAUGAUUUUGGCUUCUCUUCUCACCUUGGAGAUUCUGACACACCUGAAGGAUUCCACAUCUGUGGACCCAACAAGGAGCUGGAUGAAGAAACCUGCCAGUGUGUCUGCAAAGGAGGCGUGCGUCCCUCCAGCUGUGGACCUCACAAAGAGUUAGACAGAUCAUCGUGCCAGUGCAUGUGCAAAAACAAACUCAUCCCUGCUUCCUGCGGGCCCAACAAGGAGUUUGAUGAGGAAAAGUGCCAGUGUGUAUGUAAAAAGAGCUGCCCUAGACACCAGCCACUAAAUCCUGCAAAAUGCGUCUGUGAAUGUAUAGAAUCUCCCAAUAAAUGCUUCUUGAAAGGAAAAAGGUUCCAUCACCAGACAUGCAGCUGUUACAGACCUCCGUGCACGGUGCGGACGAAACGCUGCGACGCCGGAUUUUCCUUCAGCGAGGAAGUGUGCCGCUGUGUACCUACAUACUGGAAAAGACCACUCCUGAAUUAGCCAAGAGAGCACUGCUUGCCACCUUGGUGUGCAUUUUUUCCAUUAGAGCAAAAGAACAGCAGAAACUUUGCUAAUAUUUGGAAUUAAAUGUUCACCAGAGACCCUGUGGGGCUUUCAGAGACAGACUCGUGCUUUUCUCAAGAUGUGGAAAGCAAAUGUAGAAAACAACUGGGGUUCACGUUUUGUAAAGAACUCAAUAAGGACUUAUUUUCUGUCAAUGACCAAACAGCCUAGGUUUUCCUUCUUGUGAUUUUUUUUUUUAAGAGAUAAUGACUAUAUAAUUUAUUUCCACUAAAACCAUCGUGCAGCAUUUCUGUUUAUAGCAGUAACAAUUGUUAAAGCUCACUGUGAUCAAUAUUUUUAUAUCAUGCAAAAUAUGUUUAAAAUAAAAUGGAAAUCGUAUUAUAUAAUGGUGAGAAUGUUUAAUCAUCUGCCUAAAAUGUUACUCAAAUUCAGCUCUAUUUUCUGGAUUCUUAACAGGGAAAGGAACAGUAAGGAGGAAAGCACUUUUAUGAGGGAAGGUUGCAGACAUUUUCCUGUACCUGUUGUGUUUGCCAUUUGGAAUAGAGUUAUACAGAGGGUUUUGUGAGCCAAUGGUAUUUCUGUCUCUAGAAUGAAAGUAGCAAGGAAGGUACAAUUAAUAACAAGGAGAACAUUGGGGAUUCUGUACGUUGCCCAAGUAUAAAGACUAUGUUUCAAGUGCAGCAGCAACUACUCACAUUCCAAUAUAUUCACCUCCUAUUUUAUUUCUUGGUGUCAUUCCCAAGGAAAAGUAUAAAAUUAUGUCUGUUUAAGGUUAUUAGCAUGAAAGGGCAAAUACCAACUCUGCUUUUUAUUUAGUGUUACAGGCUACAACUAAAUCUUUCAAAAUGCUUUGAUGUGCUUUACCAUUACAUAGUCAAUCAGAUCUCUUGAUCUAUGUGUACAGAUGCAAAUAUAUUUUGAAGGUGAAGAUAUAUCCCAAUGGGGACAUGAAAGGACUUAUACCAGUCUGCUCUGUAUUGACACAGUCUCUACAUUAAAAAUUCAGAAAAUGUGAAAUCAAACAUCUACACUUUUAAAACAAGGUGAGAUUUUUGACUGCAUGAAAAUCACAACCUAUUCAAAAUUAAAAUAUAUCAGAAGCUGGAUGGAAGUUCUUCACUUCCAGAAACUUUGUUGGGUGCAGAGUGGAACAAGCAAAGCUGCAAAGGAAGAUUUUUGUGACAGGAAUAGUCAGAUCUGUAAAAAUAAUUGUUCUGGAUCUAACCAGCUGUUCUUAAAAGAGUAGAUGAAAUAGUAUUGCAUCCUAGAACUUUGACCUGGAAGGGUUGCUUUUCUAUUCUUUGCAUUUCAUAUUUCCUAAAACUGAGUGAAUGUUCCUGCUGAUUACUCAGUCCCAUCGUGGGCUGAGGCAGUCUAACAAGGUGAGAGACUCUUUGGGGCUUCACACUUUCCACUGUCUGCCUGCUAUGUCAGUGUUCUUCCUAAGAGCCAGCUAUUUAUUAUCCAAAUAGCAUAACAGGGUGAAGUUUAGGCAUGCAAAUACUGAACAAUGUCUUUUUUACUACAUUGCUUCAGCAAUCAAACUCAGGUAGCAAUGUGGAUGACAAUUUAACGUUGAUGUACAACUUCAGCUGUUAUAAAGACUCACAUUUUCCAUCAGUAGGAUUAGUAGUCAUGCAAAUCACCAGUGACUAAAUUGCUUAUGUCAACAUAAUAGCUGGAGGUUGAAAAUCAAACUUAAUUCAGUAUUCAAAAAAAUCCAAGCAUCCACUUCUAUAGGUUACCUGCUUGAAGGAAAUUAAAUAACAACUGAAUUACUUCUGUGACUCAAAUUGGCGAACCAAAACCACUACACUUUUAUAAAGACUUGGGAAGAAAAAAAAAAACAAAACACCUUAGGUGAAGAUUUUAAAUUUCCAUCCCAGCACAAUACAGAAGAGGCAGUAAAGAGAAAGACAAACCAAAUCUGGUACCAGGAACAGAGCCUAAGUUUGCAGGUAUCUAAUUAACAGACCAAAAAUGUACUUGUGGUUAAAAAGGAGAAGGGCACAAGUGAAGGCAGAAUAAAAUCCACAUUCCAUCAAGUAAUUCCACAUAGAUUAUAAAAAGUGCAUGUUAAAAUAUUAUGCAAACAAAAAAACCAAACCCUACUAAACUGAGCAAUGAUCAAAUGUCUAAAUAUUUUAAAGGGUUCAUGAAAACAGCUAAUAAACCCAUUGUAGCUAAGAAGGUACUUGCAUUUCUACUGAGUGAGCAUACCACAAUCCAAAAUGGUAAAACUCAUCUGAGCAGGGAAGAGAGG
Messenger RNA from Oenanthe melanoleuca, 4091 nucleotides. RefSeq names its product vascular endothelial growth factor C (gene VEGFC). Gene Ontology annotation, biological process: induction of positive chemotaxis; vascular endothelial growth factor signaling pathway; positive regulation of protein phosphorylation. NCBI's taxonomy places the organism in Eukaryota, Metazoa, Chordata, Aves, Passeriformes, Muscicapidae. The coding region runs from base 548 to 1804 and encodes 418 amino acids. The record is from RefSeq and is a predicted model, not a curated record. Gene Ontology annotation, cellular component: membrane. The transcript is spliced from 7 exons. Gene Ontology annotation, molecular function: vascular endothelial growth factor receptor 3 binding; chemoattractant activity; growth factor activity.